AAAACAUUCACUGAGGGAACUCCCUUGAACACCCUGUUCCAUUGUGAUGUGACUACAAUUUACACUUAAAAAAUCACACAGUGAUGUAACCACAAUUUACAAUUUAAAAAAUCAACAGCUGGUGGCCUGCCCAUUCCUUCUUCAGUGAGAGCCAACAUCACAACCAGCUGAGACCAUCUGUUACGGAAAGAAAAUGGCCGCCAAGCGAGGGGAUUCAUCAGCCCUGGGCCUUCAGUUCCCGACUGUGGUAGACCAAGGGGUGAACACCACCAUGAAAAUGGAGGACGAGGACCCAGAAGAUCUGAAGCCAGAGCUGAGAUUGGAGGAGAGGAGAGAAGACCCUCACGCCGCCCACUCGGGGACAGCCGGGCAGUGCCCGCGAUGGAGAACACCGCUGCAUAUUAAACAGGAACCGGAGGACGGGCUUUCGACUCAGCAGUGGGAGGCUCAGUGGCAUGAUUUCCUUGGGGGGGUACAGCCACCUCAGGUAGGAUGGGGAACCAGGGAACUCCCAGGGGGCACACCAUGGGGGGACAUGAAAGCCCCCAUGGUUCAUUUUGAGGGGUCCACGUCCGCUGCCCAGCAUCCCGCGGAAGGACCAUUUAUCCACUCACUGCCGGCUUUUGACGGAACCACCCAGCAAACCAACAGCAGGCCAGAUUCUAGAAGUGGCAGAGAGUUGAGGAAAGUGAAGGAGGAGGUGGGGUGCGAGGACGCUAUCAGUGCAGAGGUGCAGCGCCGACACUUCAGGCAGUUUGUCUACCAGGAGGUCGAGGGGCCCCGAGAAGUUUGCAGCCGUCUGUGGGAGCUGUGCCACCAGUGGCUGAAGCCAGAGAGGCACAGCAAGGAACGGAUCUUGGAGCUGCUGAUCCUGGAGCAGUUCUUGACCAUCCUGCCUCCAGAAAUGGAGAACUGGGUCAGGGAAGGUAGCCCGGAGACCUGCAGUCAAGCGGUAGCCCUGGCGGAAGACUAUCUUCUGAGGCAACGAGAGGACGGCAGGCAGGAACAGAAGGGGCCAGGGAUGUUCCAUGUAGUGACCGUGAAUUUCCCCGACACUGACCAGGCAUCACUGGAAAAUGCACAGAGGCAGCUCGGCAGGCAAAUCAAGCAAGAGGGUGGAGGAGAUAGCCACUCGAUGGGUAACGAUGGGCCUGAAGGCGAGGAGGCCGCUGUGUGGAAAAGCUCCGGGCAAACGGAUCCACAAGGGUCAUUGCCGGGGACUGCCGGAGAUACGAGCAGGGAAGGUAACUCUGAGGCUCUGAAAGGGUCCCAGGGAAGUGCCCCCCAGGCAAGCGAAGGGAGCGCCUCUGGGGAGAAGCAGUCACUGUGCUCAAACUGCGGAGGCAUUUUCAAUCCAAACACAGGGCUUCUCGGGCCGGAUGGAGCGAACCCUUACAAAUGCUCGGUGUGCGACAAGAGCUUCUGCCAGGUGGCGAAACUCAUCGCACACGAAAGGCUCCACACGGGUGACUGGCCGUACAAGUGCUCUUUCUGCGGGAAGAGCUUCAACCGGAGCUCGGACGUCUCCCGGCACGAGCGGAUCCACACGGGGGAGAAGCCCUUCCAGUGCACCACCUGUCAGAAGUGCUUCAGCCAGCGAUCCAAGCUGAUCGUCCACGAGAGGUUCCACACGGGCGACAAGCCGCACACGUGCUCGUACUGCGGGCGGAGCUUCCACCAGCGGUCAGACCUCGUGAAACACGAGCGCAUCCACACGGGCGAGAAGCCGUACAAGUGCUCGGACUGCGGGGGGAGCUUCCACCGGAGCUCUGACCUCGUCAAGCACAAGUGGAUCCACACAGGGGAGAGGCCGUACAAGUGCUCGACGUGCGAGAAAAGCUUCCGGCAGCGCUCGGCGCUCCUCUACCACGAGAGGACCCACACGGGGGAGAAGCCGUACACGUGCUCGGCCUGUGGGAAAGGCUUCAGCUGCAAAGCGCACCUGGUGCUUCACAAACGGACCCACACGGGGGAGAAGCCGUACAAAUGCAAUUUCUGUGGGAAAAGCUUCACCACCAGUUCGUACUUUGUCAAGCACCAAAGGAUGCAUCUGGGGCAAGAACCGUUACCGAUGCACUGAAUGGAGGAAUACCCACAGUGGUAGAGCAGAAACACGCUAUCAGUAGGAGACUUGUUGUCGGACUGUACCACUUCAGUCUGUGGGAGAAAAACUGAAUCUUUGAAUGUUGCCUUGACUCUCAAAAAUCUCUUUGCACAUGCAAAAACCAGCAUUGCAGGGAAGUGGGUUCAAGUUCCACCUUUCCCCUGACGUGCUACGUUCCUAUAAAUGGGGAUAUUUUUUUCCAUGAAUGGGGGAAUGUUCAAGCAUUCCUUGACCCCCGAGGCUGACGUGGUACAUCCCAGCAGCAACAGUAACAUCAGGAAAAAGUCCUGCUGAUGGUCUGAACUGGCUCUUACAUUUUUGCAAUGACCAGAGAAUAAAACACUUUCACACAUACAGGAGGGAGGGAGAG
Heteronotia binoei (common prickly gecko) is the source of this 2474-nucleotide messenger RNA. RefSeq names its product zinc finger protein 436-like. Lineage: Eukaryota; Metazoa; Chordata; Lepidosauria; Squamata; Gekkonidae. The transcript has 3 exons. Gene Ontology annotation, molecular function: DNA-binding transcription factor activity, RNA polymerase II-specific; RNA polymerase II cis-regulatory region sequence-specific DNA binding. Gene Ontology annotation, biological process: regulation of transcription by RNA polymerase II. The coding region runs from base 194 to 2080 and encodes 628 amino acids. The record is from RefSeq and is a predicted model, not a curated record.